GUUAACUACACAUCUGCAGUGUGUUUGUCCUGAUUUUGUGGUUCCUCCAGGAUGAGUUUGAUGUGGAGUUCCUCUUCUUACACUCUCUCUUUAGAGUAGCUAUCCGUGCACAAUGAAGCCUCAGUGGUUAUAUAUUGUCAAUAGCAACAAACCCAGAGAUAGUUUUAAAUGGCGGUGUGUGUCAUACAGUGGCGGUGUGCUGUGUUUCCUUCAGGAUGAAUUUCGCGCGGAGAGUGGGGAACGGCUCCUGGAGAUGCUGGAGGCGGCCUUCUCCCGUAAGAUGAACAGCCCCCACGGCUCCUGGCUCAUCUCCCUCAGCAAGCCCACCCGCAACGACCACCAGCUGCUCAUGACCCUCGCCAGCGAACAGGGUGUUAUUGCAACUAAGGAUGUGCUCUCCAUGUUAGGAGAAAUCCGCAGAGGUCUGCAAGAGAUUGGCAUCCAGAACUACAGCAGCGUGACAAGCUGCCAUGCCCGACCUAGUCAGACGCGCAGCGACUACGGCAAACUCUUUGUGGUUCUGGUCAUCAUCGGGUCGGUGUGUGUGGUCAUCAUUGCUUCGGGCCUCAUCUACAUCUGCUGGCAGCGCCGUCUUCCCAAGAUGAAAAACAUGUCACGUGGGGAGGAGCUCCAUUUUGUGGAGAAUGGCUGCCAUGACAACCCCACUUUGGAUGUAACAAGCGAUAGCCAAUCGGAGCUGCAGAAGAAGGCCAGCGCCAACGGCGUGCCUGUCGGAGGCGGAGGUGGAGGUGGAGGUGGAGGUGGAGGUGGAGGAGGAGGAGGAGGAGGAGGAGGAGGAGGAGGAAGUGGGGGCUGGAAGAUCCUGGUCAACAAACCUGGCAAAGAGGAGGUGGACAACAUGGAAGAGGACACCCACCUCUAACCCAACACUGAGGGGUAACAGGGCUGCUAAAGGAAACCACCGCUAGCACUUUAACACAGCCCCUGCUACACUGUAACUCAUAAAGGUGCAGUUAGUGUUUUUUGUUGUGAAAAAGUUAAUAUCCCUCUAGACCUACAGUAAUGACAUUAUGUGAAGGACAAACAAUCGUUCCUGUGUCUUCUGUGCAUGUUGUUUUGAUGCAUUUGUUGACCAUGUAAAGGGCCCGUACAAAUACAUAAAAAAGGGCUGACAGAGAAACUAAGAAACAAAGUGUGUAAAGUUCUCAGUAAUAUUGGGGAACACUGUUUAUUAUUGAUGCCUUCAGAGUUAUACGCUCGGAAGCAUUUUCUUUUUCUUUUUAACAAAUAAUUACUUACUGCACCUCUACUCUACACAAUUAUCAGUGUGUUACUGCACUUUGAUCGUUUGUAUUUCCAUAACCUUAAUGCAAACCCUGACCCUAGUUUUGUGCAUUUACAAACUAUCAGGUGUGUUACUCUGUGUUGCUCACUACACACUGGUCAUGAUGGUGUAUUUACACUGUAACAUGGGCUAUGGAAUAUAAAGUGUAUCCAAAUCACCUUGAGAUAUGGCUGGAAACCAUGGAAAUAGCUCAAGGCCCAAAACUCUCUGGCACUUACUUUUGAAAUUCCCUUUGAAUUUAAGUUGAAACAUGGCCUUCAUGGGUUUGAUGAAGCUGAAUUGGACAUUGUUUGGCUGUCCUUGAUGUUAAAAUGCUCAUGUCCAAAGACUUCAUUACUAUGAAUAAUACUAUUAUUGUUACGGUUUCGGUUCAUGCAUUAAAUAUGCCUUAAUACCUGGGUUAGGGCUAGAUCAGUUGUUUGAGUGGUACCUUCUAAAACCCAAACUACACAAAAAUCUAAGUAUUGUCAAGUAUAAGGUGUUCCCAAUGACUGUAUAUAUACAGCCGAUGGUUGUCCCAGACACAAUUCCAGACACACGUACCAGAAUGUCGGGACUGUGUACCACAGCUUAAGCCUAUUGAUACCUUUAUUAUAUGAAUGAAAGUAGCAUCUAUUGGACCUGGCUCUUUGCAUUUUAAUGUGUUGAAUGCUUGAUUAAAGCACACAUGCCUUGCUCCUUAUAACGUGUUUGAAUGGCUGUCAGUGUGCCUCCUGGUCUCAUGUUGUAUUAAAUAAGGAUAUAUUCCAUUGUACUCUAAAGAAGUAACCGUACAUGCUGCAGACAAUACUUCUGGCCUUUAUUAUACCCAUAGGCCUGUAAAUAAGAAUCCAGUUGGACUAUGUUCACUUUAUCAUAGCGGUAGUGUGAAAGCCAAUCAUAUCAUUACUUAGUUGGGAAUGAGAUGUUUAUAGCAAAGCACAGCUGUUCAUUGUUAGCUCUUUAAGAUUGACUUGUCCUAGCUUAGUUAGGAUAAAAAUAUGUGACUACAGUUUAUCCGUACUUUUUACUCGAGAGAUCAUGUUCCUCCGUGACUGGUAUGUUUGACCAGCUUCAGACACAAUGUGUCUGUAAGGAGAGAACAUACUGUACCUUCAGAAUGCUGGUCUUAAUGGCGGUCAAGCAAAAGAAGUCCUGCAUUUUCAAACAUCUAUAUAGAACCAACAUAACUUUUGUUAGCCUAUCAUAUCUCUGGACUGCCACUGUUUGAUAUGACUGAGGUUAUGACUGUCCUAAUAGCUACAUAGAUAUUUGAAGAUUUAGAACCAAAUCAAGAUGAUGUUUUUUUGUGAUUUUAUAAUCAGAACUUUCACUCUCUCUGUAUCUCUAUCUGCUCCUUAUCAUUUGUAUACCGUCAUCCUCCGUUUGAAAACCUCCCUAGCUUGCAAAAGAGUGGUCCUUAUGAGACUGUAAAGAGUAUAGUACUCACAAGCUAGGUUUAGAAAGCUCAUGUGUAAGAGAACUGACUGCAAAUUGCACAUUUUAUUUAUCUUUUUCUUACCUCAACUAUUUCUGAGUUUGUACAAAAUAUUUCAUUCACAUUUGCUUUCAGUGUUGAAGUGUCACAUAGAGUUGAGAUUACUCUGAAGGCAUAGCCAAUAAAUGUUUGGAGAAACCAUG
Messenger RNA from Clupea harengus (Atlantic herring), 2926 nucleotides. RefSeq names its product podocalyxin-like 2 (gene podxl2). The transcript is spliced from 4 exons. The coding region runs from base 113 to 883 and encodes 256 amino acids. Gene Ontology annotation, biological process: leukocyte tethering or rolling. The record is from RefSeq and is a predicted model, not a curated record. Lineage: Eukaryota; Metazoa; Chordata; Actinopteri; Clupeiformes; Clupeidae.